UUGCCGAGACCGUGACACAUUUCUUUUCCAUCUUUCCUUUUAAAGAAAGCAGUAAGAACAUUCUUCACGAGAAAAUGCUUCAAAUGAAGACUGGGAUGAAUCAGCCCUUAGACAAGAAGGGACCUACUGAGAGAGGAGUGAAUGAGCAGAAGACUCAGCCUGAGAAAGCAGAAUUCUCCUGUGUGUCCCAUAGUGGGAGUUAUUAUUCCUUGAUCCAGGAUCAGGCUCGAGAGUUGACCCAUCUGCGGGAGCAGAUGAAGAUUGGGAGAGCUGUCUCUUCCGGUCUCAUCCAGCAUGUCAAGAACACAGUGAAGACCUUUGAGGAGCUCCUCAGCAGCAAUAAAAUUGACCACUACAUGGAGCAGCACUUCCGUGAGCAGCUGGCCAAGGGAAGCCAGCUGGCAGAGAGCCUCGCCAGCAAAUUCAGCGUGGAUGACUGUAUAAGUAAGAAGAAUCAAUCAGGACAGACGCUGCGGACCCUCAGUAUCUUAAGAGAGAUGCAUAAGAUGGGUAAAGUGACGAAAGUCCAAGAGACCAAGCAGGAUGCCCAGCCUCAGACUCGGUCCCAGAUCCGCUCCAGCAGCCUCGCUGAGACGGCCGUCCAUGGCUCCAGCAGCAGCACCUCCGCUCUGCUUGCUAAGCAGGAAGUGCGCCCUGAGGUGGAUGUGGCCAAUGUCAGCCCAGCCACUCCUGCUGAUUCAGCUUCAUUGCCCAGCAACCAUUCAGAAGCCAGAUGUGCCCAGCCCUUCUAUCCUCCUCUGAGUGGCACCACACAGCCGAGCAGGACACCAGACUGUGGGCACCAUGGUAGCAGCAGCUCAUGGGACGAGAUGAGGCCUCAGAAAAUGAAUGCAUCAGGGAACCUAUCCUCCUUCUCUUCUUUGUACCGGCCCAACUCCAAGCCCUCUGGGGCCGACCUGCUGGAGAAGAAUCUUGUUGAGAUCCACAACCUGCGCCAGCGCCUGGAGGAGUCUGUCUGCAUCAAUGACCGCCUGCGGGAGAGGCUAGAACAUGUGCUCAGCAAUGCUGACCAAGGAAAAAGUAGGAAAGGCACUGUGCAGUCAGCUCCGGAUGUCUCCCUUGCAACUCCUCAUUCAUACACUCAGAGUCACUCUUCUGGCUCUGGUCAGAACAUCUUGUGACAUGAUGCCUGGAGAGUCAAGAGGAAUGUUCUCCAGAACUUUUCCAGCCCUAUUCAACAGCAUUCUUGGGUAUAAACUUGGAGGCAUCAGACAUUACCUUUAAUUAAGUGGAUCAAUUUAAUAAAUUACUAUU
Messenger RNA from Equus quagga, 1275 nucleotides. Its product is annotated as myomegalin-like. The record is from RefSeq and is a predicted model, not a curated record. NCBI's taxonomy places the organism in Eukaryota, Metazoa, Chordata, Mammalia, Perissodactyla, Equidae. The coding region runs from base 75 to 1142 and encodes 355 amino acids. The transcript has 7 exons.